AUGGGCUUCUUGGGUCACCACAAUCUCGCCCCGGUCGUCGAGCCUAUCGCCAUAUUCGACCAAUUUGUCUCGCAGGAGCCGCAGACAAUAGUUCUGAAAGAAAAGGUACUCUCCGUCUCUGGGGAUAGCUUCGAAAUCAAAUUAGCCAAUGGUCAACCAUUUUUGAAAGUGCACGGAGCCUGGAUCUCAAUUUCUGGUCGAAAGAAGGUCGAGGACGCCAAUGGCAAUCAUCUAUUUGAUAUUGUCAAGGAGCUUCUACAUAUCCAUACGACGUAUGCAAUCGAAGACACCCAUCGGAAGAAGAUCUGUGAGGUCAAGAGUAAUCUCAGACUGCUCGGCUCCAAAGCAACCGCCAGUUUUACUGAUCGUGCCGGCAAGGCCGUGGCUCUCAAGAUGAAAGGCGGUUGGUUCGAUCAUACUGCCGAUAUCGUCGACGAUAAAAGCGGCCAAACAGUGGCUCGCAUUGACCGGAAACUGCUUAGCGGCCGCGACCUUGUAUUUGGCCAGCAGACCUAUGCCGUUGUUGUGGCACCUGGUGUGGACGCUGCACUGAUUGCCGCCUUGUGUAUUUGCUUUGAUGAGAAGAACAAUGAUGAACGUGGCGAAUAG
Penicillium soppii is the source of this 609-nucleotide messenger RNA. Its product is annotated as LURP-one-related/scramblase family protein. The coding region runs from base 1 to 609 and encodes 202 amino acids. Lineage: Eukaryota; Fungi; Ascomycota; Eurotiomycetes; Eurotiales; Aspergillaceae. The record is from RefSeq and is a predicted model, not a curated record. The transcript is spliced from 2 exons.